AUGGCGCGCUGUCAGAAGUGCGGCGCCAUCGGCGUGCGGCACGCGUUCUACACGCGCGAGCGCAAGUACUGCAGUCUGAGCUGCGCGCGCUCGGUGGCGCACUCGUUCAGCUGGGACGGCCUGCUGCGCCAGGCAGACUUCAGUGCCGCGCCCGUGCCCUGUUUCCGGCACGCGCCGCUGGCGGCCGCCUGGGACUACGUGUGCGUCGGCCUCAAGGUGGAGGUGGUGAGCGAGCCGCCGGGCGGCGGCCUCGAGCCCGCCUGCUGGGUGGGCACCGUGCUGCGCGUGGAGGGCUACCGCGGCCUGGUGCGCUACGAAGGCCUGACGGCGGAGGAGAGCGCCGGCCGCUGGCUGGACCUGUGUUCGGACGACGUGCACCCGGUGGGCUGGUACGCCACGCAGGGCCGCCCGCUGAUCCCGCCGCCGGUCGUGGCCAGCCGGCACGCGGACUGGAGCCAGCUGCUGGUGAAGAGGCUCACCGGCGCCCGCACGCUGCCCACCAACUUCCAUCACCGGGUGCUGCGCAGCCUGGGCUCCAGCCUGCGCGAGGAGCAGGUGGUGGAGGUGGUGGACAAGAACUGCAUCGGCCAGGUGCGCGCCGCCGCCGUCAGCCAGGUGGUCGGCCGCCGGCUGCAUAUCCGCUACCUGGACGCGCCCAGCGACGACGGCGGCUUCUGGUGCCACGAGAACUCGCCGCUGGUGCACCCGGUGGGCUGGGCGCUGGCGGUCGGUCACCAGAUCGCGGCGCCGGCCGACUACCUGGAGCGCUGCCAGACGGGCAAGUACCUGGCCACCGACGUCACCGAGGACUGGCAGCCGCCGCUGCCGGCCGCCCCGCAGCAGGGCUUCACGGUGGGCAUGAAGCUGGAGGCGCUGGACCCGCUCAACCUGAGCAGCAUCGGCGUCGCCACCGUCAAGCAGGUUCUGGGCGGCGGCUACCUGAUGGUGCGGCUGGAGACGCUGCCGACCGAGCCGGGCCAGCCGGGCGGCGACUGGUUCUGCUACCACGUCAGCUCGCCAUACAUCUUCCCGCCGCGCUUCUGCCGGACGGUGGGCGUGCCGCUGACGCCGCCGCACGGCUACACGGCCGACACGUUCACCUGGGAGGCGUACCUGGCGGCCGAGCCGGGCGCUCAGCCGGCGCCGCCGCAUCUGUUCCAGCGGCCGCCGCUAUCGCACGGCUUUCAGCCGGGCCAGCGGCUGGAGGCGGUGGAUCUGAUGGACCCGCAGCUGGUGUGUGUGGCGACGGUGGCGGCCGUGGUCGGACGCCUGCUGCGCGUGCACUUUACCGGCUGGGAGGAGCAGUUCGACCAGUGGGUGGACGCCGCCAGUCCUGACAUCUUCCCGGUCGGCUGGUGCCGGCUGGUUGGCUACAAGCUGGAGCCGCCGCGCGCUGCUGACCCGGCCGCCUGGUCCGUGGCCGACGUCGGCCAGUUCCUGCGCGUCAACGAGUGCGCCGCCUACUGCGACAGCUUCCAGCAGGCGGGCGUCGACGGCGCCCGCCUGCUCGACCUCACCAAGCAUCAGGUGCUGGAGCUGGCGUGCUGGAAGGUCGGGCCCAGCCUCAAAAUCGAGAACCUCGUGCAAAAGCUGCGCGCGCGCGUGGCGCCGGCCCAGGCCCGCUUCAUGGCCAGCUUCAAGAAGGUGUGAUGGACCGUCCGCAGGGCGCGGUCGGGCGCGCGGCGGCCGCCGCCGAGCUGU
Messenger RNA from Pollicipes pollicipes, 1701 nucleotides. RefSeq names its product polycomb protein Sfmbt-like. The record is from RefSeq and is a predicted model, not a curated record. Lineage: Eukaryota; Metazoa; Arthropoda; Thecostraca; Pollicipedomorpha; Pollicipedidae. Gene Ontology annotation, cellular component: nucleus. Gene Ontology annotation, molecular function: chromatin binding; zinc ion binding. Gene Ontology annotation, biological process: negative regulation of DNA-templated transcription.